Oncorhynchus masou masou (cherry salmon) is the source of this 2406-nucleotide messenger RNA. Its product is annotated as leucine-rich repeat-containing protein 58-like. The coding region runs from base 296 to 1357 and encodes 353 amino acids. Lineage: Eukaryota; Metazoa; Chordata; Actinopteri; Salmoniformes; Salmonidae. Gene Ontology annotation, biological process: signal transduction. The record is from RefSeq and is a predicted model, not a curated record. Gene Ontology annotation, molecular function: protein binding. The transcript is spliced from 4 exons.
ACUAAACAGUUGCUUUGUUGUACCAGCCAGGUUCUGACAAAUCACAGUGAGCUAUUCUACACAAUAUCCUUUUCCAAGUGCAAUUUUCCCGACACAGGUUUAUUUAUUUUCUGUCAGAUGCAGUUGUAGCCCACUGCUUGGGAAUACAUUCUUAGCGACAAUGUGGGUCGCCACCGUUCGGCUACUUCAAGGAAUAUUGAUUUGAAACAGACUGAAACUCGGGGCCAUUGGACUCCCAUAAAGAGUUUGCAACCCCUCGUUGUUCAGAAUAUUGAACAGUAGCCUACACUGCGAAAUGGAUUUGCAUGAAGGAGCCGCAAACGGUCAUUGUGAGGGUGUUUUAGACCUGUCGCGUCGGAAUUUGAACAGUUUGAGCUUGGUCAAUAUCAGCGAGGAGCAAAAGAGGGACACCAAGCAGUUGUGUCUAAGCUUCAAUCGAUUGGCCUCGCUGUCCGGAUCAGUUUGUAUGUUCUCCAACCUCGAGUUUCUGGACAUUAGCAACAACGGACUAUCGGUCAUCUGUGAAGACAUUACUCGGUUAACCAAGCUCAGAACACUAAUAUCCAAGAACAACCGUCUGGACGAAUUCUCGCUGCCUAAGGAGUUUGGAUCUUUGCCGUUGGAGGUGUUGAAUCUAAGUGGCAAUCGAUUUGAGGAGAUGCCAGCGCAGUUCCUGAAGUUGCAGCGGCUACAAUCACUUUCCCUUGGGGGAAACCGAUUACAAAGUAUUCCUGCAGAAAUAGAAAACUUAACCAGUCUGGAGCUUCUGUAUUUGGGUGGUAACCUGAUCACGUCUAUUCCUCCUGAGCUGGCCAACCUGCCCUACCUCAGCUACCUGGUCCUGUGUGACAACCGCAUCCAGGGUGUACCCCCGCAGCUCACCAGGCUCCACUCCCUGCGUUCCCUCAGUCUCCAUAACAACCUGCUGACCUACCUGCCCCGGGAGAUUCUCAGCCUGGUCCACCUGCAGGAGCUCAGUCUCCGUGGCAACCCCCUAGUUGUGCGCUUCGUCAAGGAAAUGACGUAUGACCCUCCGUCGCUGCUGGAGCUGGCGGGACGUACCAUCAAGAGCCGGAAUGUUCCAUACUCGCCCUGCGACAUGCCCUGCCACCUGCUGCACUACCUAGACCUGGCCAGCAAGUGCCCCAAUCCUAAGUGUGCCGGUGUGUACUUUGACUCAUGCGUGCGCCACAUCAAGUUUGUGGACUUCUGUGGGAAGUACCGGCUGCCCCUCAUGCACUACCUGUGCUCCCCAGAAUGCACCUCACCCUGCAGCUCCAACCCCCAGAGUGACGCAGAGUCAGAGGAUGAGAUCAGCGUGCCCGCUGACCGCCUGCAGAAGGUGCUGCUGGGAUAGCAGGAAGUGGAGAGUCCUCUGGUCGUAACCAUGAUAAAGGAAUGAAAUCUGACCCCUCUGGUCUCUCGUGUGUGUGUGUGUGAUGCUAGACUCACAGACACAAACACAUGAGAGAUGUCUUUAGAGGUGUGUGUCCCCGGGAACCUAUUGACUGUCAGUAGCAAUCUAAAAUUGGGUGACAAAUUGUGAGGGAUCUCCUGGAUAAGCAUAGGAGGGCAGUAGAAAACAUAACUAUUGCCAACUCGCUAUGUUAGCCAUUGAAAGGGGUUUUCAUGAUUUUCAAACACCAUCACGCCUUUCCUAAGAAUCAGGAUAUGAACAAUGUGAGAUUUCCAAGUGCCGGAAAAGUGUGUGACCCAGUACUCUGUGAAAGCUUUGUUUUCUCUCACACACAGGAAGUCGAUCUAGGUUGGCAGAGUGUGUAUGGACACCUCACAGCACAAUACACACAUUUACUGUGAAAGGAGAAGACCUAACUAAUCUGACAAGAUGCAAUGUUGGUAUUUCCAGCCCUGGGUUUUCUCUAAAUAUAGACAGUUAUAAAUGUAUUUUGAUCUGUGUGGGAACAUUUGCACAAUGUCCCCAGAAGGUACAUGUUCAAGGUGAACAGAUACUACAGUAGUUGGCCUUUAAAACAUUAUUAAGACUAAAAAUGCUGGUCUAUUGUUACAAUACUAUGAAGAAGUGGAAGUGAAAUUAAAUGGAAGGAACAGCAACAAAAAACCUACUCUUUGCUCCCUGAAAUAUGUGACAAUUCACCAUUUUGAGUUUGUCUUUUGUUUCCUGGAAGUGAUUUUCUAUUUGUGAUCCUAAACCAAUGUGAAAAAAAAUCAUGUUUUUUUUGUAGCCUGUACUGCGCUUAUACAAAUCCAUCGUUCUACUGUCUGACACACAUUGGCUCACACUAAUACAGUGCUUUUAUUGAAGAUGACUUAUGUAAUAUAGUACUCAUACAGGUCAACGAUCUGUACUAAAGUAUGUGCACUUUUCCCCUUUAAUAGACUACAGUAUAUAAUAUCACUAAUAAAGUUUGAUUUGCAUAUGUAAAA